This is a messenger RNA of Diaporthe citri, 3468 nucleotides long. RefSeq lists its product as uncharacterized. The transcript has a single exon. Bases 1 to 3468 code for a protein of 1155 amino acids. The record is from RefSeq and is a predicted model, not a curated record. Lineage: Eukaryota; Fungi; Ascomycota; Sordariomycetes; Diaporthales; Diaporthaceae. Gene Ontology annotation, molecular function: protein binding.
AUGCCUGGAUCUAUCUACAACAAUUUAUACACGAACUUUAUCCGUUCUGGGUUCACCAAAUCUUUCACCCACGGCUACGCACAGUCUGUCGUAGCUGCUACCCACCCUCAUGUUCUAAACUCCCAGAACCGGCCGUCCUUUGCGGCCCGGAAACGCCAGUCCACAAAUCGCCUCAGUCGUCUGCAGCAGCUUCAGAGCGCCUUCCAUACCAGCGCCCACCAGUCCUCCAGCCUCCCGACCGAGCAUCGGCACGAGAAGCUCGCCAACAACCAUGGAGGGCUAGACGCCUACUUCGAGAACCUCCAGAAGAAGCAGUCCGCCGAGGACGAGGAGGAGAAUGAGUGGGUCCAGUACCGCUUCCAGGACAAGAUCGAGUGGAAGCCCUCGCCGGCAUCCAUUCUACUUGGUUCUGAGGCGCGGACACUUGAGGCGAAGGAGGCUGAUGAAGAUGGCGUCAGCGAGUCUGCUUUCUCGGAAGAGGAGCAGGCCGCCCUCGCCCACAUCGAUGCUGCCCUUGCCAAGGAGAUUGAGGCCAGGCAGCAUCUAGCUGGCGAGGAUGUCGGCGCAUCGACGUCUGCCCCUGAAAAGGCCGCUGAGCCUCUCUCGCCGGCAAGCGUCGCCCGUUCCGUCACACCACCGGUUGAUCCACAAUCCCAGAGCUACGCGGACCACCUCACUAAGCUCUCCGAGACGGGACGAUAUGCCGAAAUCCCAGCUGUCUUCGAGGCCAUGUUGGUGGCCAGCAUCCAGCCCUUGGCCACCUCCUACAAUGCCCUUCUCAUGGCCGCCAUUCAUCUUCCGGCCGAGAAGAUUGAAAUUGUCUCCAAGGCACUGGACGUUUACACCGACAUGAUGCGCCGAAAGGUUUCCCCGGACAGCGAUACGUACAACAUCCUGGUCGGUCUGCUGGCCGCCCGGUCACUCGAGGUCUCCUCCUUGAAGAAGAGGCUCGAGGACAAGCGCGCUCGGUAUGGCGGCAUGGACGAGCCUGGCAAGUUCAUGUUCGCAUCUUCCGAACUCGAGCACGCAAUUCUCUCCGAGGAUGACCGGCUGUAUUUGGCCAUUAAGCUGUUCAAGAACUCCGUUGCUUGCCAGCGGGAUUUGUUCUCGCCAGAGACUUACCACCAGCUGAUCUCGGCAUGCGCUCAGUCUGGUCGCGUCUCCGACAUGCUCCACCUCUACGAGCACAUGGAGACUAACAAGGCUACGCCAUUCGCUGCGACAUUCCCGGCGAUGAUCACCGCCUUUGCUAACUGUGGAGACCUGGUCAGCGCUGUAGAGUGCUAUAGCGAAUACCGGACCCUUGCCAUCGCCAACGACAACGGCGAGGCCACCCUCAACGACCGUCUCGAUGCUCAGGUCUAUGCAGCAGUCAUCAACGCCUACAUUGUCUCAGACAAGCUCGAAGGUGCCAUGAAAUUCUACAAGAAGAUCGUGCACGAGUAUGGCGUACGGGCCGCGAGCAUCAAAGAUGCUAUCAUUAGCCUUGGUUUCGUGAAGGGUUUGGUUCAUCGCGGCAUUUACCAAGAAGCUCUCCGAUGGGCUCAGGCUAUCGAGGACGAGUCACGGGCCCAGUCCAUGGCCGAGCUUACGGUGUCUUCGGCGGACAAUGGCGACAAGCUCACAGCCAUCGCCGCGUUUGCGAACAUUCCCAUCACCUUCAACGACAUCGCCACCCCAGCAACGGCCCUUUUGGCACUAAGCAUUCGUGGUGGUGAGGUGAUGGAAGCAUGGCGAUAUUGGCAGAUCCUCAGCAGCCCUGAGACUGCCGUUAAUGCUUCCUUCAUUGAGCCUACUGCCAUGUUCGCCGUCGCAUUGAUCGGCUCUGGACAGGUUGUCGAAGGUCUGAACGAGGCCGAGGCGAUGUUCCACCGGAUCCGCUCGUCCAACCCGGACGAUGCGCACCUGGCAGCCGAGGUCGAGGAGGGUAUGGACUUUGUCUCGCGCUACAUGACUUCUCGGGGCAUCACCGAUCCCCGAGAGUUGGCGGCUUCUCAGACUAGUGCUCCCUCACCAUACCAGUCAACACCUUCCGUCUCAAGUUACGAAGACACGUUCGACCCAUACGCCCAUAACACCGAUUUCAAAGGCUCGUCGCUCAUAUCCGACGAGCUAGAAGGUGCUCACGGCCGCAAGGGCCCUAAGCUGAACGAUGCGCUUGCCCGAUUCCGCAACAUGCGUCGAGCUGGCCGCCACCCUCGGUACAUCACCUACGCCAAGCUCAUCUCUGCCGCCGCCCGUGACGGCAAGAUGGAGACGUGCAACGAUAUCCUCAACAUGGCUCGCACUGAUGUUCCAUUGCUACCUCAGUAUGCCGUUGUUCGUUAUGGAUGGUCAUCAAUCCUGGACUCGAUGGUGGGUGCUUGCCUCAGCCUCGGCUACAGAGGCCAGGCCGAGCAGUACCACCAGGAGCUAUUGGACAUGGGCGCCACUCCGUCGGCCAACACCUUCGGCUUGUACAUUACCACGCUCAAGGAGUCUACCAAGACCUUUGAUGAGGCCUCCGAGGCGGUGAAGAUCUUCCACCGCGCCAAGGCUGAGGGCGUCGAGCCGAGUUCCUUCCUCUACAAUGCUCUCAUUGGCAAGCUGGGCAAGGCUCGCCGUAUCGACGACUGUCUGUUCUUCUUCGCUGAGAUGCGCGCCCUUGGUAUCAAGCCAACCUCCGUCACAUACGGCACCAUUGUCAACGCCCUCUGCCGAGUGUCUGACGUGAAGUUCGCCGAGGAGCUCUUCGAUGAGAUGGAGGCCAUGCCAAACUACAAAGCUCGGCCUGCACCUUACAACAGCAUGAUGCAGUUCUUCCUGACCACCAAGCGCGACAAGUCCAAGGUCCUGGCAUACUACGCGCGCAUGAAGGCAAGGGGAAUUUCGCCAACCGCCCACACUUACAAGCUGCUCGUUGACACGCACGCGACUCUUGAGCCUGUGGAUAUGCAGGCUGCUGAAUCUGUUCUGGACAGCAUUCGCGCUAGCGGUGGCAAGCCUGAGCCGGUGCACUUUGCCUCGUUGAUCCACGCCCGUGGUUGCGUUCUCCAUGACAUGGCCGCAGCCCGGAAAACCUUCGACCAAAUUAUCAACGACCGCAGUAUCACCGCGACGGCAUCCCUCUUCCAGGCAUUGUUCGAGAGUAUGGUGGCCAACCACUGUGUUGCUGACACUGAACCACUUCUCAUGGAGAUGCGCCGGCGGAAAGUCGAGCUGACUCCUUAUAUCGCGAACACUCUGAUCCAUGGAUGGGCUUCUGAGGGCAACAUCGCGCGUGCCGAGGAUAUCUAUGGCGCCGUUGGACGUGACCGCCGCGAGCCGAGCACGUACGAAGCAAUGACUCGCGCAUAUCUCGCUGUUGAAGACAGGGAGAAGGCGAGAUAUAUCGUGUCAGAGAUGAUGGGACGGGGUUACCCCAGUGCCGUCGUCGGGAAGGUGGUGGAGCUCGUAGGUGGUGGCGAGCACGAGGCUGCAGCUGUUUAA